This is a messenger RNA of Bombina bombina (fire-bellied toad), 1274 nucleotides long. It is a transcript of the gene TMEM237, whose product is annotated as transmembrane protein 237. Lineage: Eukaryota; Metazoa; Chordata; Amphibia; Anura; Bombinatoridae. The record is from RefSeq and is a predicted model, not a curated record. Gene Ontology annotation, cellular component: ciliary transition zone. Bases 1 to 1143 code for a protein of 380 amino acids. Gene Ontology annotation, biological process: cilium assembly. The transcript has 11 exons.
AUGUCUAAACUAGACAAAACAUUUAAAAGCCCACAUGAAUUUCCACUUAGUCGUCCAAAGAAGAAAAAAUUAAAAUCAAGUAAUAAUUUAGAAGACCCUGUGCAGGAUACAGGGUUCAGGUCAUCUCAGAGCAAAGAGCCUCUGACCCCAGAAAAAAGAAAAAGAAAGAAAAAGAAACUUUCAAUAGAUGCUGAAACCUCAUUUUCUCAUCAAGACGUUUCAAGCUCAACUGUAGUGCAGAAUGGAAACGAAGCAGAUUCUCAGCCCUUGGAGGAGACUGUAGCCCGUAAACCCCGUCGAAGGGCCAAGAAAAUCCGCUCUUCUGAACAUGGGUUUGCUAAUGAGCUCGGGGUGGAGGAAGAAGAUAUAAUUCCUGAUGGACAUAUGAAGUCUCCCGAGCCCCAGCCUGUGCUCAUCAUGCCCUCCAGCAAUAGCCAGCCUGUGGGAAAACUAUUUGUAGAGAAGAAUCGGAGGUUCCAAGCCGCUGAUCGAUCUAGUGUAGUUAAAACGGCAGAACAAGUAGAUGUAUUCUUAGAUGUCAAGCCAACCUGGACCAGUAUGGAUGUCUCUCUCACUGUACAUCGUGGCUUCAGAAUGAUAGGACUGUUCUGUAGUGGAUUCCUUGCUGGAUAUGCGGUCUGGAAUAUUGUUGUAAUUUAUGUGCUUGCUGGGCCACAGCUUACUACUCUUUCCAACCUGCUGCAAGUUUACACUACUUUGGCAAAUCCAUCCCAGUGUUUUCUGUAUUUCCUUUUGGCUCUCAGCACAGUUUCAGCCUUUGACAGAAUUGAUUUAGGAAGCAUGUCGGAUGCAUUUCGAGGUCUUCUUGCAUUGGACCCAUCUGCUGUAGCUUCAUUUUUGUAUUUUAUAGCUCUCUUUAUUGCACUAAGCCAACAAAUGACAAGUGACCGUAUCAACUUUUACACUCCUCCAUCUGACAAUGGGAGCUUAUGGCAGGAAGGUACAGAAAAGCAAAUUCUUGAGCCAUGGGUUGUGAUACAUCUGGUUGUAGCUCUCCUGGUUGGCCUGGCAUGGCUAUUUCUUUCCUGCCGUCCAGAUCUAGAUCACAGCGAAGAGUCUUUGUUUACCCCAGAAGAGGAUGACUACCCUGACUUAGACAAAGGAAGUAAAAUUCAGGCGUAAUGGAUACAAAUGUGUGCCCUGCCCAGAUGCCUUGAAUGAUUUUUUGUUACUUUUUUAUAUCAAUAUAUUUUUGUAUGAUUGUUUUUAAUGUUUUACAUAUAUUUUAUGAAUACAGGUGUUUUAUUACAGAA